Messenger RNA from Ficedula albicollis (Collared flycatcher), 1237 nucleotides. It is a transcript of the gene RYBP, whose product is annotated as RING1 and YY1 binding protein. The transcript is spliced from 4 exons. Gene Ontology annotation, cellular component: nucleus. The record is from RefSeq and is a predicted model, not a curated record. Gene Ontology annotation, molecular function: DNA binding; transcription coregulator activity. Lineage: Eukaryota; Metazoa; Chordata; Aves; Passeriformes; Muscicapidae. Gene Ontology annotation, biological process: positive regulation of DNA-templated transcription. Bases 11 to 793 code for a protein of 260 amino acids.
GCUCUGUAACAUGGUUUCUCAUGUGUGUGUUUUCUUUCUCUCCUCCUCCUCUCUCUCUCCUCCUCCCGCCGCCUCUCUCCUCCUCCCCAAACACACACGUACACACACACGCUUCCCCUCUCCCUCCCCCUCCUCAAGGCCGAAAAGGCAAGCCAAACCUGCAGCCGACGAAGGCUUUUGGGAUUGUAGCGUGUGCACCUUCAGGAACAGCGCCGAAGCCUUCAAAUGCAGCAUCUGCGAUGUCAGGAAAGGCACCUCCACAAGAAAACCUAGAAUAAACUCUCAGCUGGUGGCACAACAAGUUGCCCAGCAAUAUGCAACCCCACCACCACCUAAGAAGGAGAAGAAGGAGAAAGUGGAAAAACAAGACAAAGAAAAACCUGACAAAGAGAAGGAAAUAAGUCCAAGUGUUACAAAGAAGAACACUAACAAGAAGACUAAACCAAAGUCAGAUAUUGUGAAAGAUCCUCCUAGUGAAGCAAACAGCAUACAGUCUGGGAAUACUACAACAAAGACCAGCGACUCAAAUCACACUUCAAGACCCAGACUGAAAAAUGUGGACAGAAGUACCGCACAGCAGCUGGCAGUCACAGUGGGAAAUGUCACAGUAAUUAUCACAGACUUUAAAGAAAAGACUCGCUCUUCAUCCACGUCGUCUUCUACAGUGACCUCCAGUGCAGGAUCAGAACAACAGAAUCAGAGCAGCUCGGGCUCUGAGAGCACAGACAAGGGCUCGUCCCGUUCCUCCACGCCCAAGGGGGACAUGUCGGCAGUCAACGACGAAUCUUUCUGAAAAAUUGCACAUUGGAGUUGUGGAAACUAUGAAUCAGGGUAUGAAAUUCAAACACUCCACCUGCCCACGCUGUUCAGAUCCUGGAGAGCCUCUUCUGUGCUUGAACACACUUUCUCGGACAUCGACCUCUUACUGAUGCAGCCAGGAUCAUUUCUGCUUGCCGUGGGCAUCUGGCCACCAAGGAAUUUCUCACCCUAGCGAUUACUCUUGACACUUUUAUGUAUUCCAUUGUUUUAUAUGAUUUUCCUAACAAUCAUUUAUAAUUGGAUGUGCUCCUGAAUCUACUUUUUUAUAAUAUCUGCUGUGCACAAUUUUCCAUGAACAUGACAACUUUUUGUUUGGGGGGUAGGGAGCGGGUGGGGUGGGAAGGGGGCUUUAUUUAUUGCAUUCACAAACUCCAUCCUCUUUCAACAUAUCCUUUUUAAGUUCAGUUCUUCUUCCAGU